AUGCUAACUACCUCAUUCACCAACCGACUUUACAAAUUUACCGAUGGUGAAUUCAUUUCUCCAUCGGUACCGAUGGAGAAUCUCUAUUUACCGAUGGUGAAUUGGCUUACCAUCGGUACCGACGGACAGUGUUUUGGAUGGCUACCUUAUGCCAACGCAAUAAUGCUAACUACCUCAUUCACCAACGGAUUUUACAAAUUUACCGAUGAUGAAUUCAUUUCUCCAUCGGUAUUGAUGGACAAUCUGUAUUUACCGAUGGUGAAUUGGCUUACCAUCGGUACCGGUGAACAUUCAUUAUUUACCGAUGGUAUAUUCAUUUUUCCAUCGGUACGGAUGGACACCGAUGGUAGAAAUCUUCUCACCAAACUAACCGUCGGUAUGCUUGCUACAGUAUUGGACAACCCUCCUCAAAAACAGGCUUUUCCUUCUUCACAUCAAAUCGUCUCGUCCGUUUCUGAGACCCUAGUGUGGUGGUUUAGGAAGGCAUUUAACUUGUUUAUUAUACAGUACAUGAAUGAUAAUAAUUCUAUUGUUCAUCGAAUAGAAAACAGCAUGUCAUCCUUUUCUUUUCUACAAUGUGUAGUAAUCGAUUUUUGUUUUGUCCUGUGGUCUAACGGCGUUGAAGAGCCACCAAUCUUAGCUCAUUAAGAAUGGCCUGCAUUGGUGUUUAAAUAUUUGGGUUUUCUACUUUCAGGAGCGUUUGUGUUGAAUUUUAACCCAACAACCAGUGUAUGGACGUCUCAAAGUACUUUAGCUUUCCUUGGUGAUGAACUUGAUUUAACAGAAGACAACAAAGAUAAUUGCAGGAACGCCUUCCAUGUCCAGUUUCUUCAUCAGGAUGAACCCAGAGGAAGGUAAGUUGAUGGAAACCUGUUAAAUACCGAAAUAUAUGUGAAGUAUCGUCUACUAGAUGGGAGUGCGUAGGUCAUGGCCGAUCAUUAAAGAGGUACAUUAACAGAGAUUUCGUUUAUCUCAUAUGAAACAGCUUUUAAAUUUUGCUAAGUUCACUGAGCUGUCUUCCAUUUCUUGGAUUAUUAUCGAUAUGCAUGCUCUGAUAUAUGCGGAAUCAGGCAAAUGUUUCACUCGAAUAGCGAAUUGUCACAAUGAGUCCAAAAUUAUACUUUGGCCACUAUUUCUAGUAACAAAUCGACAAACACCAUUUAAAGCAUGCAUGUACUGUUAAUGAGUGUUCCUGAAUUGACUAUCUUGGAGUAGUUUAUUUGGCAAAAUCCACUUUUUGCAUCACCAAAACUACCAUUAAUGAAAUCAAAAGAUAGUCCAGAUAUUACAUACAGUCCAUUGUUUUCACUUCCCAUAUUUCACUUUCCCAAAAAAGAAAGAACUCGAGGCUAAGGGACAACAGUUUUAUCGUAAGGAUUUGAAGGUCAUGUGCAGUAAUGAUGAUUAUUUUUUCCAACCACAUUACUCAGGACAAGUUUUCCUCUGACGUAUGGUGUUUUAGCUUUGUUAAUUUCAGAAAGCAAUCAAGCAGACGUAAUGAUGGAGUCGAGUGUGUUUUGUGUGAAAAAUUAAUUAACAAGUGCACGAAAAUGCAGCAUAUAAACACUUCCAAUGGACACAUUUUUUCAGCUAGUUUAACUUCCUAUAUUUGAUAUAUUUGUGUUUGACAGUGGUGUCAAGUAACGAAGUAAAUGUACUUCGUUACUGUACUUGAGUACUAUUUUUGAGAAGCCAGCAUAUAACAAAGUAAACUUUUUCCGGAGCACUUUUACUUGGAACGAAGUUGUUUUAAGAAGUAACGUUUUACUUCGUUAUUUUCAUUUUGUGGCGGAGUAUUUCGUUAUUUUCUAACUUUUGUUUAAUUUUACGUGAUUUAUUCCUGAUUUACUUUAAUUUUGGGAUAGGUAAUAGGACCUGAACAUGCGUUUGGGAUUUAUCGUUUAUGUCUGACUUAUAAGCUUUAUUUAUUUAAUGGAUUUUUUAUAUCUUCAAUGAGGUCUGGAUGGUAGGCCAUGUCGUGAAAUAUUGUAUAUUAGGUGCACGCAUAGAAUGCGUUUUGUUGUCCAAAAGACAAUAAUAAUUUUACUUUUACUUUUUACUUCAAGUAUUUUUUAUGAUACUUUGUACUUUUACUUAAAUACGUUUUGACUCGAGUACUUUUUACUCUUACUCAAGUCGUUUUAUUGUUAAUUAGGCUACUUCUAGUUUUACUCGAGUACAAAUUCAAAGUAAUUUAGCCACCACUGGUGUUUGGAAAUAUAUCAAAAUUUCUUAUUGCUGAUCUGUUCACAUCAAUCAAACAAUAAUUACUAGAACGUAUGAUUGUAAAUACAAAUAAUUUUGCAUCGAAGCGAAGCAGAGAUGAAUCAUAAUAUUAGAAACUUUAAUCUUUUUACUACCUUAACACCUUCUUGGUCAUGUUUAGUUUCCUGCUUAUACAAGUAACUGAUCCCGUUACAUAAAUCCCCUAUUUUCUUCGCAAAUAUUUUAUUAUUAAUUCGACCUGGUUAUUUCUUUUCAAGGUACGUGGGGAAAAGAUAUCGUAAUGGGCGACAUCACCAUCCUGCGAGAUAUAUGCAAGAUGUUGUUUGUCAAAUGAUGGCGGGCUACUAUGUCACAAAAUUUAACGAGGCAAUGCAAAAUUACAAACGAGAUAUUCAAGUGCAGUUCCUACCAGCCGCCCAUCUACAACUGCUAACUCCGUAUGGUGACAUGGAAGACUGCAUCAAUGUUGAGCCAUACCUACAUGGAGACUUCAUAAAGCUCACCAAUAAUUUGUCUUGGGCUUAUAUGGAACACGACGGUAACGAUUUGGCUACAGCAUUGUCUCACUUCUCCUAUUGCGAGUCAAAAGGAACAGUAAUGAUCGUAGAUAUCCAAGGCUGGUUACCGAGAGAAGGAAGUGGAAUUAUCUAUCUUACUGAUCCGCAAUUUCACACUGUUGGUUUGGAGAAAUUUAGUCCCUAUGACUACCAAGAGGUGGGCAUGAAGAAAUUCUGGGAAGAUGUUCAUCCUCGUUGUAAUGACAUGUGUAGAGCUAUUGGGCUGGAAAGGUCGCAGGAGUAAACUCCAUGCUGUUAAAACAACUAGGACACCUCAACCUGGAAACGCGGCUGAGCCUUUCUUGAAUCAUUGAGUUAUUUCAAUAAACCAUUUAUAAGUAAUGACUGGAAACCAUUGAUGUGAAUUAUGUAUUUAGUUGAAUGAAGAAUAUUGUAGUUCAUUUGGUUAGUCAGAAUUGCGAAUAAUACAAAAAUAAAAUUUAAAUAAUAUAUAGUGAAAGAUGCGGUAAAGUCCGUUCUGCGCAUAUAUUCUGCGCAUCAAAACAUUCCAUCAGUGGGGGGGCAACCUUUGGAAUGUCGUUAAUAUUUCGCACCUUCCAAACUUUCUUUAAUUGAAUCUCUAGUCUGUAUUCAUUUGCAAGCAUAACGAACCAGAAAUGUGUAAAAAAUUCAGUAUAAUAUAUAUCUAAUCAUAUAUUACAACUGUAGCACUGAGUUCAAAAUGUAAACAAAGCGUUUGUUUACAUUACGGACUUUACAUUACCUUUAAUAUAAUAUUAUAUAGUAUUUAUAAAUAAUAAAUUUUGUGUCAAAGAAGCCUGAAAAACUGAAGCCUAGGCUUAUAACAUUUAAGCUCCCUUGGAAUUGCCAUGGAAAAUGUUGAGUUUACAAUUUAUACAUAAGAUUAUUUUUAAAAAUAUUUAUUAUAAAUCAUUCAGUUGAGAUCUCUGUGUGUAUUUCAGACAGUAAUAAGUUAACUAAUCAACAAUUUACAGUUUAAGUGCAGUAUAUUUUAGAAGUGGCAUUUUUAAUUGUGAUUGAAACGAUGAAAGAUUAGCUUCUUGUUUUAUAUUGACACUCAAAGAAUUCCAAUAAACAGGACCCUUAUAAUUUAUUGUAUGCGAUUUUAACGUUGGACGACAUUGGUAAAGUCUUGAGGAGUUCUUGUUUCAUAUCAUGAUACAACCAGGCUUUUCCUACCCGACAAUCGUAGAAUUAACUGAUGCAUAACCGACGCAACGAACUGGUCUCCACUUAUAGACACGCUAAUUACUUCCUAUACUUAAAAACUUUAAGUUGACGCUAAUUUUUUCGAGACACUACUUAAUGUACAUGCUAAUUGAUCUGUAUUUAAAG
Messenger RNA from Paramuricea clavata, 4100 nucleotides. Lineage: Eukaryota; Metazoa; Cnidaria; Anthozoa; Malacalcyonacea; Plexauridae. The record is from the annotation of a GenBank genome assembly.